AUGUCAACAUAUAAUACUCCAAAUCGUCUACGAUAUACACCAAAAGCAACUCGUACCUAUGAAUCAAGUGACAGUGGAACACCAAGUCCUGCUCGUUUUCGUUCAAAACGUAAUUGUAAUGAUAAAAAUUCAUAUCGAAAAACGAAAUUUGAAGCAAAUUUUGAUGAAAAUGCAAAUGAUCAAUUUCAUCAAGAAAUUUCUACUCCAACGAAAUCAUCAAAUAAACUUCAUAUUAGAAAUGAUGAAAAAUUGUUACGAACAUCAAAACCAAGUUUUGAAGAAGAACAAGAAGAAUUAAAAAAAUCUUUAUCAAAAGAUUGGUGUGAUAAAAUGGAUAAUGAAGAAGCCGAAGAAAAAAAAUUACAUAGUUUUAUUUUGUAUCUUAAACAAUUUUCUAUACAUGAAAAUAAAACAACAGAAGAACUUCUUGCUUCUAUUGAAUGUUGUCCAAAAGAACUUUUACGUCGACAAAAAGAAAUUAGUAAAGGAAAACUAUCGAAAUCAUAUGAAACUUAUAUAUCAAUUAUACCUCGAAAAUGUCGUAUACGACAACAUCCACGAACACCAUGCAAAUAUGCAAAAAUGUCUCGACGUGGUUUUGAUGGUACUAUUAAAGCAUGGCGUCGAAAAUUGCAUGAAUUUAAUGGAGAUAAAACAAAAGAAAAUAAUAGUACUAAUGACGAUGAUUCAAUCUCAUCAUCUCAACGUAGUGAUGAUUAUUCAACAUCGUCAUCAAUGUGUAUGGAUGAAAAUGAUCUUCCGGAUUUAUAUGAUUUUGAAGAAUCACUUAUAAAUAAUAACAAUAAUAAACAUAUUGAAUCAAAAUUCGAACCAUUGAUUGAUUUGAAUGUUGCUGAUUCCAUGGAUACAAUUAUUAAUAAUGUUGAUUCACGUUCAGCUAUGGCAUUUGAUUGA
Molecule: messenger RNA, 915 nt
Organism: Rotaria sordida
Lineage: Eukaryota; Metazoa; Rotifera; Eurotatoria; Philodinida; Philodinidae
Source: the annotation of a GenBank genome assembly